AUGAACGAUACAAAUUUAACCGAUUCUCUUUGCGAUGAAGCUUCCGAAUUGGCGCACAGUGAAACGAUGAAAAUCGUGUUGAUCAUUCAAGCGAUCGGAUGUUUCUCUUGUUUCAUCACGAUGCCGAUUAUCUUCAAGAAAAGAGGUAUCCGCUGGCUUGUCCACCACAACACUCGUCUCCUUUUCGCUUUUCACAUCGGUUUCACGUGCCUUGCCAAUGCUGUCUAUUUGUUUAUUCAUAUCUAUGAUUUAGUCAGAUACUGGUCAUCAUCCGACGAUCCUUGCUCUUAUCUGAUGACUUUCGUUUUCGUCUUUCACGUUAGGAUUAUUGCCAUUUUUGGGAUUUUCGGGCAAAUCUAUACGAUAUUCAGUAUAGCUAUUGAAAGGUUAUACUCGACAUAUUACCCGGUCGAGUACGAGAGAACGAGCUCGUAUAAAUUAGGGAUUGGGCUCUUGAGUGGAUCGAUCUUGCUAGCUUUCUGCUUCUCAUAUGGUCUCUUGGCACCGGGAAGUGAAUGGGAUCAUGAAGUGGUUGCAUUCACUGUCAGAGACAACAAUAAUGAGGAUAGAUAUCAGACAAUGAUGUACGCAGAAGUGAUUCCCGAAGUGAUCGUCUUUUUCCUCUUUCAUUUCGUUCUCUACGUCAAUCAUUUAAAAUCCCCAAUCUCGACUCUUCUCUCACUCUCAAAUCGUUACCAAAUCGAAGAGAACAAAAAAGUGAUCAUCACUUUAUUGCCGAUAUUCUAUAUUCAUUUCGUUUUCUUUUUCAUCACUUCUUUCGGUUUAUCACUGUUUUAUGUGAUAUUUCCAUCGGGUAGUAAAGUGGUUCAUACGAUGUUUUUGGAGAUCGUUUGUAUUAUUCCAAUUUAUGGAACGGUGAUGCCAAUUGUCUUGGAGAUUGCGUUGAGGAUAAGAACGAAACAAAUCGAAGUGAUUCGAAAAACGGAAGAAGGUGAAAUGUACUUUUCGACCCUGAACGAUACAUGGAAUAACUCUCCGCCAGCCGAGCAAAGAACGAUCACGUCGAGGUCGAAAGUGAACUUUUUGUCGGUGAAUAAAAAGAGU
Messenger RNA from Mesorhabditis belari, 1065 nucleotides. NCBI's taxonomy places the organism in Eukaryota, Metazoa, Nematoda, Chromadorea, Rhabditida, Rhabditidae. The record is from the annotation of a GenBank genome assembly.